Molecule: messenger RNA, 3395 nt
Organism: Magnolia sinica
Lineage: Eukaryota; Viridiplantae; Streptophyta; Magnoliopsida; Magnoliales; Magnoliaceae
Product: putative receptor-like protein kinase At3g47110
Exons: 2
Coding region: 34-3090 (1018 amino acids)
Biological process (GO): hormone-mediated signaling pathway; protein phosphorylation
Cellular component (GO): plasma membrane
Molecular function (GO): protein kinase activity; ATP binding; protein binding
Source: RefSeq, a predicted model, not a curated record
CACUCAUAUAGCUUUCUGUAACUCGCCAACUGAAUGAUGGAGCUCCCUCCUAUGCGCUUAAGGUUAUUUUGGUCAUUUAUCCUCCACACCAUCCUUCUCUCUUCCAUGGACGUUCCAUGGUUGUUGGGAUCUGCAGCUAACUUCUCCAACGAAACAGAUCGGCUUGCAUUACUAGAAUUCAAAAAUCAGAUAACCGACGAUCCUCACCAUUCCUUACGCUCGUGGAACCAUGCUCUCCACUUCUGCCAAUGGCAAGGAGUCUCAUGUGGUGGUCGCCGUCAUCCUCAAAGAGUCACUGCCUUAAACCUCACUAGCCAAAAUCUGGUCGGCACCAUAUCUCCUUACAUAUCAAACCUCACCUUCCUCAGAAGAAUCGGUCUCACAGACAACAGCUUCCAUGGGACGAUUCCUCAAGACAUUGGCCGUUUGUUCCGCUUGCAGCAUCUCUAUCUCGACAGUAACAGAUUUACCGGAGAAAUUCCAGAAAAUCUCACCCUCUGUUCAGAACUCAUAGGCAUCGAUCUUUUCGAUAAUCAGCUUGUAGGGAAAAUCCCAGUCGAGUUUGGUUCUCUAUCAAAGCUCACAAAAUUAAGCCUUGGUCAAAACAAUCUCACAGGAAUUAUCCCACAAUCACUUGGAAAUCUUUCAUCUCUCUCGUUCAUUUAUUUCUCAAUAAACAGUCUGGAAGGCAGCAUCCCAAAUGAACUAGCUCGGUUGGUGAAUUUACGCACUCUAGCCAUUAAUCAAAAUAAACUAUCAGGUACGAUUCCUCACUGGCUAUACAAUCUCUCCACUGUUACUGGCAUGGACUUGGGAUUUAACAGAUUCCAUGGAAAUCUUCCACCUAACUUAGGCCUCACUCUUCCUAAGCUCCAAUUAUUUUACAUCGCAUCAAACCAAAUUACAGGACUCGUACCAAAUUCAUUUCCCAACGCUUCAAAACUCACAGUUAUCGACCUUGCUGUAAAUAGUUUUAGUGGACCCGUGCCUUUGAAUUUUGGAAGCCUCAAGAGUCUCACAGUCUUGAAUUUGUGGGGCAAUAAACUUGGAAUUGGUAAAGGUGGUGGUGACUUGAUUUUUUUCGAUUAUUUGACCAAUUGCAGUAAUUUACAAAGUCUUUCGGUGAGCCGUAACAAUCUUAGUGGUGCCUUACCCAAUUCCAUAACUAAUCUUUCGACCCAACUUACACGGCUAGCUUUUAAAGGUAAUAUGAUAUUCGGAAGCAUCCCAUCUGAAAUUCAGAAUCUUGUCAGCUUAACAACACUAGACAUGCAGUAUAACUUUCUAACAGGUUCUAUUCCCAUUAGUGUUGGGAAGCUUAACAAGCUGGGAAUACUUUCUUUUGGUGGAAAUAAAUUAUCAGGGAAAAUUCCAUCUUCCUUGGAUAACAUCACGAGCUUGAAUGAACUUUAUUUAUCUGGGAACAAUCUAUCAGGGAGCAUACCUUCAACUAUUGGAAAUUGCAUAAACCUGCAAUUCAUAUACCUCGAGAGUAAUAACUUCAGCGGCAGCUUACCUAAACAACUGUUCAGCAUUCCAUCUCUAAUUCAACUCGAAGCUGGAGACAACUUUUUUACUGAUCUGCCGCACACAGCCGGUUCCUUGGAAGCAUUUGGAACGUUCUCUGUUUCUAAUAACAAAUUGUCAGGCGAAAUUCCAAGCUGGCUAGGCAAUUGUCCUAGUCUACAGUUUCUUCGGUUGGAUGGGAACUUCUUUCAAGGAUCUAUUCCUCCAACAUUUGGUAGAGGCCUCCAGUUGCUGGAUCUUUCACGUAACAAUUUGUCUGGGAAGAUUCCAAAAUAUAUGGAGAAGCUCGCUCUGGUGUAUCUAAAUCUAUCUUUCAAUAAUUUCGAGGGUGAAUUACCAAAACAAGGGGUCUUUGGAAAUGCCAGUCAAGUUUCAGUGCUCGGAAAUAGUAAGCUUUGUGGGGGUAUUCAAGAAUUACAGUUGCCUCCAUGCUAUCGCCAAGAUUCCAAGAAACGGAGGAAGUCUCUUGCUUCAAAAGCGAAAAUCUCAAUUAUUGUUGUCUUAUGUCUUCUUUCAUUAUCAUCUAUCGUUACCGCUCUUUAUUGGGUAAGAAAGUCGAGAACGAAACCUUCUGCUGUGCCUUCUACGGAGGAUCCUUUCAUGAAUAUAUCAUAUGCCGAGCUCUUUAAAGCGACAAAUGGCUUCUCUUCUGCAAAUUUGAUUGGCAUUGGAAGUUUUGGUUCCGUGUACAAAGGGAUUCUGGAUCGAGAUGGAACUGUUAUCGCAGUGAAAGUCCUCAACCUUCAGCAGCAAGGAGCUCUGAGGAGCUUUAUGGCCGAAUGUAAAGCCUUCAGAAACAUUAGGCAUCGGAAUCUUAUUAAAAUCUUAACUUGUUGCUCAAGCAUUGAUUUUAAGGGAAACGAUUUCAAGGCUUUAGUUUUUGAGUACAUGCCCAAUGGAAGUCUAGAGAAGUGGUUGUACAAAGAUGAACAUGAUCAAUUGAGGUGGAAUUUAAAUUUUAUUCAAAGGCUAGAUAUAGCUAUUGAUGUGGCUUUUGCACUGGAUUAUCUGCAUCACCAUUGCCAAACACCAAUCGUUCAUCGCGAUUUAAAACCGAGCAACAUUCUCCUUGAUAAUGACAUGAUUGCUCAUGUGGGUGACUUCGGGUUAUCGAGGUUCAUAUCUGAAGUUCCUCAAUCCAGCUCGGUUGGCAUGAAGGGGUCUAUUGGCUACAUUGCUCCAGAGUAUGCGAUGGGUGGUAAAGCAUCUACACAAGGAGAUGUUUAUAGUUAUGGGAUCCUUAUAUUGGAGAUGAUAACCGGAAAGGGGCCGACUAACGACAUGUUUAAAGACAAUCUAAGCCUUCAUCAUUUUGCUAAGCUGGCGUUUCCUGAACAAGUGAUGGAGAUUGUAGAUCCAUUUCUCUUAGAAGAAGCUGAAGUCACUCAAGGCAGCAGAAAUCAUAUCAACACAAGAAAUAGAAUGCAUGACUGCUUGAGUUCAAUGGUCAGAAUCAGUGUGUUGUGUUCCACAGAAUCUCCAAGAGAGAGAAUGGAGAUGAAAGAUGUUGUCAUAGAAAUGCGUGCAAUCAAAGACUUAUAUCUGGGGGUAAGGAUUCGUUGAGACACGCCGCAGUUGGGUGAAGGUCCGUCCUAUCUCAAUCAUCACUGAGAUGUUAUUGGUAGUUAUGUUGAGAAAGAUUUCAAAAUAAAAUAAGUUUGUUGAAUACCUUUUUUAAACAAGCUUUAGAUGUAUUUAGUCUUGGCUUAAGAGUGUGCUUUUUCCAACUGUUUAUGCAUGGGAAGAUGUCUUUCUUCCUCUUCGUUUAGUCAUGGUGUUUGUUAAAGGGAGAAUGUAUCAUGAGUGCAAUAUGAUAAAGAUAUCAUCUUAUUAUAAUAAAAAUACUAUUGGAUUUGUAAGAUGUUUAA